Messenger RNA from Spinacia oleracea (spinach), 2898 nucleotides. Its product is annotated as cyclic nucleotide-gated ion channel 1. The transcript has 10 exons. Gene Ontology annotation, biological process: monoatomic ion transport; transmembrane transport. The coding region runs from base 458 to 2647 and encodes 729 amino acids. Lineage: Eukaryota; Viridiplantae; Streptophyta; Magnoliopsida; Caryophyllales; Amaranthaceae. Gene Ontology annotation, cellular component: membrane. The record is from RefSeq and is a predicted model, not a curated record. Gene Ontology annotation, molecular function: monoatomic ion channel activity.
UUAUUUUGACACUGAUGACUCUCUCUCUUCAACCGUAGACGGAUUUCAUUUCUAUAAAAAUGAGAGGAAAUACCACGAAAUUUCCAUCAAAUUUCCCGAAAACUACUCAAUAAAUAACUUCACCUUCAACCUUCUAAUUAUCCUCCAUUUCCUCUUUCACUUACACUUCUCUGUUUGGCUCAUUUGCUCCAUUUUCGAAUUCCUCACUAAAUUCAGAGUGAAAUUCAGCUUUUGCUUAACAACUUCGCCCUAAAUUUAUAAAUUGAAGGGUAAUUAUGAGGUCUUCGUCAAUUUGUCAGCGUUUUCUAUCGUAACCGCCAUUUUAAGCUGCUAAUUACCAACUACGGAGGAUACUACUCUUUUAUCCUGGAGUAUUUAAUUUCGGGGGUUACUCAACGGUGCCUUCUUUGGCUUUGGAUACGGUACAAAUAGUGCAUUUGAUCCAGGAUAAGUCAUCAUGUCAGGAACUUUGCAGCUUUCUGAACAUUUGAAUAACAAUCGAGACAGAGUCAUAAGGUUUGAAGAACAGAAUUCAGAAGGAUCGUCAACAAGUUCUGAGCUACCAUUUUAUAUUACUCAAACAUCAUCACCCUCCACAGAGAAGACAGCGGGAUUUGGUUCAGUCUUUGGAGUUAUCCGUCGAGGAUUUAAGAGAGGUUCUCAUGGGAUAAGAACAUUAAAAGGACCUCUGAGUUUUCAGGCACUCUACUACCAAUCUGCAAAGAAGCCUGAACCUCAAGAGCAUGUACUUGAUCCCCAGGGGCCGUUUCUGCAAAAAUGGAAUAAGAUAUUUCUGAUAUCAUGUUUUUUUGCUAUGGCUUGGGAUCCAUUGUUCUUCUACAUUCCAGUCAUUGAUGGCAAGAAGAAAUGCCUCAGUUUGGAUAGAAAAUUAGAAAUAAUAGCUUGUAUUCUUCGCACAUCCACAGACUUGUUCUAUCUACUUCAUAUCAUCUUACAGUUUCGUACUGGUUAUGUCUCUCCUUCUUCUCGAGUGCUUGGAAGAGGUGUAUUAAUCAAGGAUUAUGCUUCUAUAGCUACAAGAUAUCUCUCGUCAUACUUCAUUGUGGACGUUCUGGCCGUGCUUCCCUUCCCACAGAUGGCAGUUUCCGUUAUCAUUCCAAAGUUGAUGAGGGAUGGUGGUCCUUUGACUUCUAAGGGUUUAUUAAAAGUAGUGAUUUUCGUUCAAUAUAUCCCACGGCUCAUUCGGAUAUAUCCUUUAUACAAGGAAGUAACUCGCACAUCAGGAAUAAUCACUGAAACAGCAUGGGCUGGAGCUGCUUUCAAUCUGUUCCUUUACAUGCUAGCCAGCCAUAUCGCUGGAGCAGUUUGGUAUUUGUUUGCUGUAGACCGACAAGGCAAAUGCUGGCACAGUUCAUGUUCAGGAGAAGGAUGUCAUUCUCUGUCUUUAUAUUGCAAAUACCAACCCAACCCUGUAUUAAACUACACAUUAAGCAGUUCUUAUUGCAAGCUUGUAGAUCCUGGUGUCAUAACAGAUGCUUCCACGUUUAACUUUGGCAUGUACUACGAUGCUCUUCAAUCAGAAGUGGUACAAUCCACUCAUUUUUUAAGGAAACUCUUCUACUGCUUUUGGUGGGGCCUUCGAAAUCUUAGCUCUCUUGGUCAGAAUCUGAAGACAAGUACUUUCAUUGGGGAGAACUUAUUUGCAACCUUCAUUUGUAUUGCUGGACUGGUUCUGUUUUCAUUGCUUAUUGGGAAUAUGCAGACAUAUCUACAAUCAACAACUGUUAGAGAAGAGGAGAUGAGAAUAAGAAGGCGAGAUGCAGAGCAGUGGAUGUCCCACCGUUCGCUUCCAGAGGACAUGAGAGAGAGGAUUAGAAGGUAUGAGCAAUACAAUUGGCAAGAAACAAGAGGUGUUGAUGAAGAGAGUGUUAUUAGAAACCUUCCUAGGGAUCUUAGGAGGGACAUAAAGAGGCAUCUCUGCAUGGCUUCUCUGAUGAGAGUUCCAAUGUUUGCAAAAUUGGACGAGCAACUGAAAGAUGCAAUGUGUGAUCGUCUCAAACCAGUUCUUUAUACUGAUAAGAGCUUCAUUGUACGCGAGGGUGAUCCAGUUAACGAAAUGCUGUUUGUAAUGAGAGGAAGUUUAUUGACUAUGACCACAAAUGGUGGAAGAACUGGCUUCUUUAAUUCAGUUUCCCUUACAGCUGGUGAUUUCUGUGGAGAAUCAUUGCUCACAUGGGCCCUAGAUCCACAGUCCUCUUCCAAUCUGCCCAUCUCAACUAGGACUGUACAGUGUGAGACAGAAGUUGAAGCCUUUGCUCUAAUGCCUGAUGAUCUCAAGUUUGUGGCUUCGCAGUUUCGUAGGCUUCAUAGUAAGCAGCUCCGGCACACCUUUAGGUUUUAUUCACUACAAUGGAAGACAUGGGCAGCCUGUUUCAUACAGGCUGCAUGGCGACGUUACUACAGAAGGAAGAAGCUUGAGAAAUCUUUACAAGAAGCUGAAGAAUAUGCUCUUGCAAAGGAAGGUGGAAGCUCACCAAGCUUUGGUGCCACCAUUUAUGCAUCAAGGUUUGCUGCUAAUGCACUUCGUAAUCUGCGACGUAAUAGUCCCCUAAAUACCAGAAUUCCACCAAGGUCACCCCUCCUCAACUUGCAAAAGCCAACUGAACCUGAUUUCACAUCCAUCUGAACUCUGAAGAUGGCCAGUUAGCAUUUCAGAACUCUCCCUUUCAAGUUGUUCUUGCUUCUUCUCUUUAAUAGUGAUGUUUAGAAUUAGAUUAACACCAUUCAACAUGUAAAAUUUGUAAAGUUACUGUAGUAAGUAUAAACUACAACUCUACAAGCUAGUUUCAAAUGCAAAGUGAUAGUAGUCUAGUAGGAUCAGUAAAUGUCCAGUUUGUAGUUCAAGUGAUUCUCCAAUAUGAUUGCCAGUUCUCAUUC